Molecule: messenger RNA, 836 nt
Organism: Pleuronectes platessa (European plaice)
Lineage: Eukaryota; Metazoa; Chordata; Actinopteri; Pleuronectiformes; Pleuronectidae
Product: histone-lysine N-methyltransferase PRDM16
Exons: 3
Coding region: 267-836 (189 amino acids)
Source: RefSeq, a predicted model, not a curated record
UGGCGAGGAGAGAGCAGGAGGAGGAGGAGGAAGAGGAGGAGGAGGGGAAGAGAUAAGUGAUCUAAAGGGGAGACGAUAGGACAAAAAAAGUGAUGAUGAUGAUGAAUACAUUGGAAAGUUUUUUGGCCCCGGCGAGGGUGUCAGAUUGAAUGGCCUGUGCGCAUGUGCGAAGGUGUCCUAACUGACAAUGCUGGUGAGAUGAAGAUAGUGUUGUUGCUGCUUCUGGGCUCACGGAGGACGACGAGAGGAAUCUACAAGCCGACAAGAUGAGAUCCAAGGCGAGGGCGAGAAAACUGGCCAAAAAUGACAGUGAGCCAGUGGACAGCAUGUACGACACAGAGGCCGACCUCCCCGGUUUGGCGGCCGGCAGUGGCAUUGGCGCUGACAGCCCAGAAGACGACACGGAGGAUGGCGUCAUCAACAUGUCCCCCCUGCCCUCACCGACUCCCUCCCAUCCGAACAACAACAGCCACCACCACCUGCUGCACCCCCACAUCUACGCCACCCACCACCACCACCACCUCCACAACAACAGCAACAGCAGCAGCAAUGACCAGGACUUCACCACACCCAAGGAGGGCUCGCCGUACGAGGCGCCCGUCUACAUUCCUGAUGACAUUCCCAUUCCCGGCGAGCUGGAGCUGCGGGAGUCCUCUGUGCCCGGUGCCGGCCUGGGCGUGUGGGCCAAGAGCCCCAUUGGUGCCGGCGAGAGGUUUGGCCUGCACAGCACGCUGCACCAUGGGGCCACGGGCAAAGACAGCUCCUUUGGAUGGGAGUCCGAGCAAGCACACUCAUUUGGUCACGCCAUCCGAUAUGGAAAUGGAAGAAGCGUAUAG